Danio aesculapii is the source of this 5190-nucleotide messenger RNA. RefSeq names its product receptor-type tyrosine-protein phosphatase mu-like. The transcript is spliced from 31 exons. Gene Ontology annotation, cellular component: membrane. Lineage: Eukaryota; Metazoa; Chordata; Actinopteri; Cypriniformes; Danionidae. Gene Ontology annotation, molecular function: protein binding; protein tyrosine phosphatase activity. Bases 1 to 4170 code for a protein of 1389 amino acids. The record is from RefSeq and is a predicted model, not a curated record. Gene Ontology annotation, biological process: protein dephosphorylation.
AUGUGUUGUGUGUCUGUGUGUGUGUCAGGCUCAGCGUUCGUGAUGGUGAACUCAUCAGGGCGUUUCGCGGGUCAGAAGGCUCGCCUCUUCACGCCGCAGCUGACGGAGAACGACACACACUGCGUGCUGUUCCAGUAUUACGCGGCGGGUCGAGCCGCCCAGCUGAACAUCUACAUCCGCGAGAACAGCAGUCCAGCGGGGAAACCAGUGUGGAGCAACCCUGGAGCCGCUGCACGCUCCUGGAACCCAGUGGAGCUCGCCGUCAGCACAUACUGGCCCCACUACUAUCAGAUCGUCUUUGAAGUGGUGACCUCCGGACAGCGAGGCUUUCUGGCCAUCAAGGACGUGGUGGUACAGGGACAUCAGUGCAUGAACACACCGCACUUCCUUCACAUUAAGGGUGUUGAGGUGAACGCAGGACAGACGGCCACAUUUCACUGCACCGUCAACGGAGAGUGGAGAGACAGCUUCAACCUCUGGCUGCAGGGUAUCGGUGGUCGGGAAGCCCCCAUGAAAUCCACCAAGCCGUGGAAUAACCAGCGCUUCAUCGGCAUGUUUGAUGUGGUCAACACCACCAAGCAGGAUUCUGGACGCUACAGAUGUGUGGUGCGCUCCAGUGGAGGAGUGGGGGUCUCCAACUACGGGGAGCUCACCAUCAAACAGCCGCCAGUCCCCAUCGCUCCGCCUCAGCUGAUGGCAGUCGGGGCCACAUAUCUGUGGAUCCAGCUGAACGCGAACUCCAUCAACGGGGACGGGCCGAUCGUGAGCCGGGAGGUGGAGUACCGCACCGUCAGCGGCACCAUGUACGACCUGCAGCCCGUCGACAAAACAUCACACAAGAUCGGACACCUGGAGCCCGACACCGAGUACGAGAUCAGUGUGCUUCUCACGCGGCCCCUGGAUGGAGGAACCGGGGCCCCGGGGCCACCACUCAGAGCACGCACCAAAUGCGCAGAGCCAAUGCACGGCCCUCGUCAGCUGCAGGUGGUGGAUGUGGGCUCUCGUCAGGUGACCCUGCGCUGGGAGCCGCUGGGUUAUAAUGUGACCCGCUGCCAUAACUACAGCCUGCGGGUGCAGUACCGCUCCAGCACAGCGGGGGCAGCGGAGAGCGGCGCGGUGGCCUACGACAGCCAGAGCUCCACACCGCAGAUCACCAUCCAGCAGCUGAUGCCCUUCACCAACCUGAGCGUCCGCAUGCUGCUGCGCAACCCCGAGGGGGAGAAGGAGAGCGCAGAGAUACACCUGCAGACGCAGCAGGACGUGCCGGGAGAAGUUCCUCUGGACUCCAUUCAGGCCAGUGUUUAUGAAGACAAGAUCCUGCUGAAGUGGAGAGAGCCGGCGCAGACCUUCGGCAUCAUCACACAGUAUGAGAUCUCCUAUAAAGCCGUCAGCUCCUUCGACCCAGUGCUGGAUCUCUCCAACCAGAGCGGGAAGGUGGUUAAACUGGGGAAUGAGACGGGUCACGUGUUCUUGGGUCUUUAUCCUGGAUCCACAUACUCCUUCACCCUCAGAGCCAGCACUAUUAAAGGCUACGGGCCACCCGCCAUCACACAGGCCACCACCAAGAUCUCAGCUCCGCUGAUGCCGCCGUAUGAUCAGGAGUCUCCGCUGAACCAGACGGACAGCAGUGUCACGGUGGUGCUGAAGCCGGCGCAGAGUCGCGGAGCUCCAGUCAGUGUGUAUCAGGUGGUGGUGGAGGAAGAGCGCCCCCGUCGGGCUCGCGGUGGUGAAGCGGAGAUCCUGCGCUGUUUCCCGGUGCCGGUUCACUAUCAGAACGCCAGCAGUCUAAGCUCUCGCUAUUACUACAGCGCAGAAUUCCCAUCCGCCAGCGUCCCGUCAGUGCAACCCUUCACCAUCGGGGAUAACCGAACGUACAGCGGCUACUGGAACCCUCCGCUACUGCCGCACAAGAGCUACAGCGUCUACUAUCAAGCCGUCAGCACCGCCAACGGGGAGACGAAGAUUGACUGUGUUCGAGUGGCCACCAAAGCUGCUAUCUUGGUCACUCAACUCACCACUCCUUACGUUCGCAUCGCUCCGGCCGCUGGAGACAGCCAGCUAACAGGAGCGGCGACACACAAGCCCAGCGCGGUGGAGCCGGAGAAACAGACGGACCACACGGUGAAGAUCGCCGGAGUCAUCGCAGGAAUAUUACUCUUCGUCAUCAUCUUCCUCGGCGUGGUGCUGCUCAUGAAGAAACGGAGAACCUAUCAGUCCUACACUUAUUACCUGAAGCUGGCGAAGAAGCGUAAGGAGACGCUGAACAGCGCGCGGCAGGAGAUGACGGUCAUGGUCAACUCAAUGGACAAGAGUUACACUGAGCAAGGAACCAACUGUGAUGAAGCGCUCUCAUUCAUGGACACACACAACCUCAAUACACGCUCUGGUUCUUCUCCCUGUUCUCUGACUGUGAAGACAAACACACUGAGCACCGGUAUCCCCAACGCUUAUUACCCAGACCCGUUUGUGCCCACCGCCAUCCUGGGUGAGUGUUCUGCUGCUGCUGUUCUGCGAGGGACAUGUCAUAGCUUCUUCGAGGGUCAGUCGGCUCCCUGGGAUUCAGCCAAGAAGGAUGAGAACCGCAUGAAGAACCGCUAUGGAAACAUCAUCGCAUAUGAUCACUCUCGCGUGCGCCUGCAGAAUCUGGAUGGAGAGCAGAGCUCUGAUUACAUCAACGCAAAUUACAUUGAUGGUUACCACAGGCCCAACCACUACAUCGCUACACAAGGACCGAUGCAGGAGACUGUCAUUGACUUUUGGAGGAUGGUGUGGCAGGAGAACACGGCAACCAUCGUCAUGGUGACCAACCUGGUGGAGGUCGGCAGGGUGAAGUGCUGCAAAUACUGGCCGGACGACACUGAGAUCUACAGAGACAUCAAGGUGACGCUGAUCGAAACGCAGCUUCUGUCUGAAUACGUCAUCAGGACGUUUGCGGUGGAGAAGAGAGGAGCUCAUGAGAUCCGUGAGAUCAGUCAGUUCCACUUCACGGGCUGGCCGGAUCACGGUGUGCCGUAUCACGCCACGGGUCUGCUGGGCUUCGUGCGGCGCGUCAAAGCCAAAACACACACCAACGCCGGACCCAUCGCCGUCCACUGCAGUGCGGGGGCAGGGCGAACAGGCUGCUUCAUCGUGAUUGACAUCAUGUUGGACAUGGCGGAGCGGGAGGGUGUGGUCGACAUCUACAACUGUGUGCGGGAGCUGCGGUCGCGCCGUGUCAACAUGGUCCAGACCGAGGAGCAGUAUGUCUUCAUCCACGAUGCCAUUCUGGAGGCGUGUCUCUGCGGCGACACCACCAUACCGGCCAAUCAGCUUCGCUCCGUUUACUACGACAUGAACCGAUUGGACCCUCAGACCAACUCCAGUCCAAUCAAAGAGGAGUUCAGGACGCUGAACAUGGUGACGCCGACGCUGCGUGUGGAGGACUGCAGCAUCGCUCUUCUUCCUCGUAAUCAUGAGAAGAAUCGCUGUAUGGAUGUUCUUCCUCCUGACCGCUGCCUGCCCUUCCUCAUCACCAUCGACGGAGAGAGCAGCAACUACAUCAACGCUGCACUCAUGGAUAGUUAUAAGCAGCCGUCUGCGUUCAUCGUUACCCAGCAUCCUCUCCCCAACACAGUGAAGGACUUCUGGAGGCUCGUUCUGGACUAUCACUGUACAUCUAUAGUCAUGCUGAACGAUGUGGAUCCAGCGCAGUUGUGUCCUCAGUACUGGCCAGAGAACGGUGUUCAUCGUCACGGGCCGCUGCAGGUGGAGUUUGUGUCGGCUGAUCUGGAGGAGGACAUCAUCAGCAGGAUCUUCCGCAUCUACAACGCUGCACGGCCGCAGGACGGGUACCGGAUGGUCCAGCAGUUCCAGUUUCUGGGCUGGCCGAUGUACCGCGACACACCGGUGUCCAAACGCUCCUUCCUCAAGCUCAUCCAUCAGGUGGACAAAUGGCAGGAGGAGUAUGAUGGAGGAGAGGGACGCACCGUCGUACACUGCCUGAACGGCGGCGGUCGCAGCGGGACGUUCUGCGCCAUCAGUAUCGUCAGUGAGAUGUUGCGUCAUCAACGCUCCGUCGACGUUUUUCACGCCGUGAAAACUCUGCGCAACAACAAGCCCAAUAUGGUGGAUCUGCUGGAUCAGUACAAGUUCUGCUAUGAAGUGGCUCUGGAGUAUCUGAACUCCGGCUAACAGAGACUGACACUCAGUGUGUGUGUGUGUGUGUGUGUGUGUGUGUGUGUGUGUGUGUGUGUGUGUGUGUGAGAGUGUGUGUGUGUGUGUGUGCAAGUGUCUUUGUGUGUAUGAAUGUGUGUGUGCUUGCAAGCGUGCAUGUGUGUGUGAGUGCAUGUGUGAGUGUGUGUGCAUGCAAGUAUGCGUCUGUGUGUGCCUGUGUUUGUGAGAGUGUGUGUGCGGGGGUGUAUGCAUGCAUGUGUGUGUGCGUGCAAGUGUCUUUGUGUGUAUGAACGUGUGGGUCUGUGUGUGCUUGCCAUGUGUGUGAGUCUGAGUGUGUGUGGAUGCAAGUGUGUGUACAUUCUUGCAUGUGUCUGUGUGUGCGUGCGUGUGUGUAUGCAUGUGUCAGUCUGCAUGAUCGUGUGCAAGUGUGUGUGUGUGAGAGAGUGUACAGUCGGCUUGUAAAUCUUUGUAAUAAUGCGUUUCUCCAGACUGUGUUGAGUUUGGACACACACACACACACACACACUCUCUCUUCGCUCAGACUGUCAGUGUUGUGUGUGUCCACUGAUGAAGAUCAACUGAAGACAUGCAUCAGAGCGACUCCUUGACAUCCAGCAGAAGAGACACCUCCUUAUGAAUAUUCAUGACUCACUAUAAGCCUCAUCUGCAUAUUAAUGAGGCAGAGUGUCAGCGAUGCGCCUGAUUGGUUGCUGCAGAAAUGAGACGAUGCACAGAGCUGGACGUGUGUGUGUGUGUGUGUGACUCUGUGGUGUAAAAUAAAUUGUGUACCAUAUGAGAAGAUCAUAAACGACGACCCCCAGCUUCUCCUCCUCCACCAUCAUCAUCAUCAUCACGAGUUCCCUGGCGUUCAUUGUUUGCAGAUGUACUUUGCCUCUGGUUUGUUGAUACUGUACAUAUAUGCUGUCGGAGGUGUGCUGUGAUAUUUAUUCAGGACAAUCAUCUUGUAUUCUUGAGUUCAUAUUGUACAUGAUCAAAUAUAGCGUAUGAUCAACACACCGCGGCUCUCCUCCUCUGUCC